Echinostoma caproni is the source of this 1803-nucleotide messenger RNA. Lineage: Eukaryota; Metazoa; Platyhelminthes; Trematoda; Plagiorchiida; Echinostomatidae. The record is from the annotation of a GenBank genome assembly.
AUGAAACAGAAUGCCGACGUUGACGACGACGGGGAAGAGAGGAUGAAGUCGAAACAGGACGCCCAUCAAAAUGUCCCGGCGAGUGUGGAUAAUUGCACUAGACAAAUCAAAUUGGAUCCAAUUGUUAUUGAUGAACUACUGGAAACAGAAGUUGGACCGAAUGGUUUCUGGCAAUGGUCUCUGGUGUUCAUUGCCGUGUUCACCACAACCGGCGCGGCCACUUUUCCUGUAUUUGCCGAUAGUGUUCCAUUACGACGAUGUUACAUGGGUGAGCGGUGGGAGAUGGCAUUUGUCCAGCACAAUUUCACUUUUGAACAAAUUGGGUUGGUUACUGGUGGCUGGGCACACGGAGAAAAUAUGGAAUCACUCACAGCUGGUUGCCAGCGUUUCACUGGGGACUGGGACAAUCUCACCAUCCCGGUAUUGACUAAUCCGAACCAAUUACUGACCGCCAUUGUGCCUGGUCUGUCCAAUCGCACAGUCCCAUGCUCGAAUGGUUAUGUGUACGCUUAUAUGCCUUUUCAGUACGAUGGUGGUGUGGUCGAAACGUAUCACAUGGUUUGUGAACAGUCUUGGUAUAUACCAAUCGGUACAUCGAUUUUUAUGCUCGGUAUGAUGUUCGGUUAUUUGGUAUGCGGAUUUUGGGGUGCGAGAUUUGGCCUGAAACAUGCGCUCAUAACAUUCUCUCUGACGGAACUGGUCUCUUCUGCUCUCUCAUCCGCUUCGCACGCGUUCUGGUUGUAUACCAUCCUGCGUUUUUUUGUCUCAGUCGGUAGCCAUGGCAAGCUGAGUUCAUUUAAUAUUAUCCUACUGGAAAUGACUACGCCGAAAUAUCGCAGUGUCAUGAAUACAUUGUAUUUACUCGGAUUCAACUGCGUAUCGCGUGGUCUAAUCACCUGGUUCGCAUAUAUGCUUCGUAAUUGGCGUUGGUUGAAUCUGGCUGCGACUAUUCAAUGUGUUUUUUCAUUGGCCUAUUUUUGGCUCAUACCGGAAUCACCACGUUGGUUGCUCGCACAAGAUAGACCGGUGGAUGCACUGGACUUGCUCAAACGUGGUCGAAAGAUCAACCAGCGAUUUCGCUCGAAGCGUGAAGAAUCGGAACGGCUGAAUCGACUAUGGGAACAGUACACACAAGCCAAAUUGCUCACCGACUCCGCUACAGACAAUACAGAAGGUUCAACGGAGCAGGCGACUGUAAAACGGAAACCAAACGAUGUGGUGGCCAUCAUCGGGAAAAUGUUCUCCUCGAAAAAGCGCACCAAGAACACUUUGCUAUCCAUGCUACUGUUCUUUUUGUUCUCAUCCAUCUUUAUCGGACUGAUGUUGUACAUGCGAAUGGUUCGUCAACCGGUCUAUGUGGUCUCACUAAUUCUGGCUGCGGCAGCUCUUCCCGGUGCGGCGAUCGCGAGCACCGCCUACCGGAUUAUGAAGCAUCGACGCCUUCCACUAUUAGUUGUAUUCAUUGCGGUCGGUAUUGUGCUCUGUGCCGGUGGUGUGUACACGUAUUUGGUCCAACCGGAAGGGGAUUUACCAUUGUCUAUUACCCUGGUUCUGUCUGUCAUGUUAAUGGCGACCGCGCAAAGAUUCGGUACCAGCGCCGGAACGGGACGCCUCGGUUCUGCCAUGUCCGCGUAUAUCAAUCAGCUAGACUACACUGUUGCACACGGUACUCCGAUCAUAUUCUAUGCGGGUAUAGCUAUCUUGGGUAUGAUAACAACAUGUUGUUUGGAUGACACCACCGGCAAGGAGGAGGUUGCGUCCGAAGACUCACCACAAGCGGAUGGACAAGUUUCGUAUCUCUAA